This is a messenger RNA of Paramuricea clavata, 15918 nucleotides long. The record is from the annotation of a GenBank genome assembly. Lineage: Eukaryota; Metazoa; Cnidaria; Anthozoa; Malacalcyonacea; Plexauridae.
CCCAUGUGUCACCUUGCAUCCACUUGUGUAAAUUCACUCAAGCAUUUUGGAUUAGCGGAAGUUUUGACAAUGAAUAUUUUGCGCAAAUUUGCGUAAAAUCGCUCGAAUUCACUUUGUCAUGUACGAAAUCAAUGGAUAUAACAUUCACUCGACUUUGGACGUUUGUUUUGCUCUGCGCGCAUGUUAAGUCGUUGAACAAUACGUUCAAAUGCGAGAAACUGAAGCAGGAUACUGGAUGCUUUGAUAUCACUUUACCAUUUAACUACACAACUACGGAGAUUGCGACCGAUUCAAAAGACCAAAAAGAAAUCAUAAAAAAUCUAGAAAGAUGGAAAGCUCUUAGCUUUCUGCCUCGCUGCUGGGAAAUUCUAAAGCCAUUGCUAUGUCGCGUUUACAUGCCGAAAUGUGAGGAGGGCAAUGUAAGAUUGCCAUGCCGUUCGGUUUGUUUACUCACAAGAGAGCCUUGUCGUGUUGUCGAGCAGUUUGAUUCGUACGGAGGAUGGCCGGAAUUUUUGAAGUGUGAAGCGUUUCCCUUAGAAAACUGCGAUAAUCUUACGGUGAGUUAUUCACUGAUACGUCAAGCGUAGUAAAUGAUUAGACAAGCAUGGUAUAUACUUGUCGAUAAUUUAAUAAUGCAAACUGUCAAACGAAGUCAUAUCUUUUGACCAUAUUUAUAUCACGGAAAUAUGAGAAAUAUUCAUGAUUAAGAAUUAAGAUCCAAGUAUCCAACUGUUAAACCAUUAUUCCAUUAAGUGUUGUUCAUAACUUUGGAUAACUUAUAUUCCUAGAAUAAAACAAAGGUAAAUUUUAAAUCACACAUACGAGGAGUUAUACUAGAGUUAUACUAGACUCGCGUACUAGAUUGGUCAUAAUUAUUUUCUUCUUUCUCCUGUUUUAUAUUUUCGUAAACUUUACUGUAUCACGGAAUAUCACGGAAUAACAAUAAGUAAUUGCGCAUAUCAGUUACCCAAGAUAUUAUCUAUGGAUUUUAUAGUCAGCUGACAACAUUACAACAAAAACGAUUUUUCUUUCAAAGUUUCACGUCGCUCAUGUUUCGUAGUCAAUAAUGGCCCACACACGUAGCGACCCCGCAAUAUGCAAGUAUUAACAUUGCUCAAGAUUAUGUUUUAAAAAUUUCUAUAGUCUAUAUAAUUUGUCUCUUUUGGUAGUCGAUGUACUGUUUAAUAAACGAGCAGGGGUGCUUUAUCAAAUAUAAAACACGAGAGCACAGCUCGAGUGUUUUAUCAUCUGAUAAAGCUCGGACUGCAAGCGUUAGAAAUGGCUUAAAAAACGGCCCAUCUAAAGAGUUCAUUGGCGAAGUAUUUUUAAAAAUAAACGUUGUCUAAGCGGAGAAGCUAAAGCUAAAGUUUAUGUAAAUGAACAUGAUUUUUUAACACAUAUUAAAACCACCGACUUGUGAUUUCCUGGGUUUUUUCCUGAAUUAUUAAUGACUGAAAUUUCACUCAUGAAGGCAACGAGUAGUUUAUUGAAAGUGAGAUUUUGGAAAAAAUUGUUAUAAAAAUCGUGUACUCAACUAGCUUUUCUCACGCUAUGCUCGCUCGCUUCAGGCUCCCUCGCUCCGCAGCAACCAAGGCAUUUUUAAUACCCUGGACUGGUGGGGCAUUUUCCCCACUGGGCCCCUUCCGUCUGCCCCACCACUGAGGAAAAAAAAUGGCCUAUUGCCCCAAAGCCAGGGCCCUAUGAGCUGUAUUGAGUAAAUGAGUUUAGCAUUGAAAAGAAGUUUAACAACAAAAUUUGUUGCUGAGUAUAUUUAAACUUAUGUUGUAUUUGAAUGUUUAGCAUGCAAUUUAACAAAUUUCACCAUUAAAACUUUGUUUUGAGAAGUUGAGAUUUUUUAAAUGCGUUCGAAGAAUACAGGAAAUGCUAUUUCAGAGACCCAAAUUUCAAAAAUUUCCUGGGAGGCAUGCCCCCGGACCCCCCUUGCUAUCUCGUGCCUGCGGUACUCGGCUCACACCUUCGGCGAUCGCAUACUAUCCUGGGGGAAGGGCAAGGAAAUGAGAGGCUUAUGAGAGGGAUUUUCAUAAGCACGCUAAUACAAGCAUAUAUGAGCGUGCUUAUGAGACACCAAAAUAAGGGAUUCUCAUAAGCACGCGCCUAAUAUAAGCAUAUAUAUGAGCGUGCUUAUGAGAGGGAUUCUCAUAAGCACGCUAAUACAAGCAUACAUAUGAACGUGUUUAUGAGAGGGAUUCUCAUAAGCACGCUAAUACAAGCAUAUAUAUGAACGUGCUUAUGAGAGGGAUUCUCAUAAGCACGCUAAUACAAGCAUAUAUAUGAACGUGUUUAUGAGAGGGAUUCUCAUAAGCACGCUAAUACAAGCAUAUAUAUGAACGUGCUUACAUGGGCGUACCGGAAGGAAAAAAUUAGGGGGGCGGCAAGAAAAUUGCCCGACUUUUCGAGAUUCUGCCCGACUUUUCGGGAUUCUGCCCGACUAGGACCAAAAAAAUUUUUCCGGAAAAAUUAUUUUGGCGACCCCCCCCCCCCCCCCGUCGCCAAAAAAAUUUCGGUCAGUGUACCAUUUUAGGGGUCAAAAAAAUUUUCCGGACAAACAAUUUUUCCGGAGCAUAACAUAAAUUUUCGAAAAAACACAAAAUUUGCCAAAAAAUUGACUUAAUUUUAGACAAAAUUGACAGAAUUUGACCCAUUUUUUUUUAUUGCAAACCAAAAUUGCCCGACUGUUCAUCGAAUAUUGCCCGACUGCCCAAAAAACUGGGGGGGCUGCCGCCCCCCCCGCCCCCCCGCCCGGUACGCCUAUGCGUGCUUAUGAGAGGGAUUCUCAUAAGCACGCUAAUACAAGCAUAUAUGAGCGUGCUUAUGAGACGGAUUCUCAUAAGCACGCUAAUACAAGCAUAUAUGAACGUGCUUAUGAGAGGGAUUCUCAUAAGCACGAUAAUACAAGCAUAUAUGAUCGUGCUUAUGAGAGGGAUUCUCAUAAGCACGAUAAUACAAGCAUAUAUGAUCGUGCUUAUGAGAGGGAUUCUCAAAAGCACGAUAAUACAAGCAUAUAUGAACGUGCUUAUGAGAGGGAUUCUCAUAAGCACGAUAAUACAAGCAUAUAUGAUCGUGCUUAUGAGAGGGAUCCUCAUAAGCACGCUAAUACAAGUAUAUAUAUGAUCGUGCUUAUGAGAGGGAUUCUCAUAAGCACGCUAAUACAAUCAUAUAUGAGCGUGCUGCACGCUAAUACAAGCAUAUAUGAACGUGCUUAUGAGAGGGAUUCUCGUAAGCACGCUAAUACAAGCAUGUGGUGCAUUUUCCCGCGCGUAAUACAAAUUAAUACAAAAUUUUCAAAUUACGCUGGGCUAUAUAACAGCUUAUAUUUUCCGCAUUUUACAACAUUUAUUUCGCGGCCAAACUUUGCCAUUUCACCAAUUUUAACAUGCUCUUUCUAGCUGUGGUGAUUGAUUUAAUUUUGUUCUUGCCUAAUUUUAGUGGAAUCAUCUUCUAUUUACUCUUCAUAUAUUUGCCUUUGAAAAUUCAAAUCUAGAUAUCGAAAAACAACCAAACAACUUGUCCAGCGCCUCUGGUGUAUACAGAAGACGAAGAGAGCUGGUACGAAGGUAUUCACGGAUGCGGUAUUCAAUGCGAGAAUCCAAUAUUUACUGCAGAAGAACAUGAUCGAAUCCAUCAAUUCAUUGGAGCUUUCGGUACUUUUUCUAUCUUAUGUACGGCGUUUACUGUGGUGAGUAUAUAUGGAUUGCUUACAUAAAGGCUAGUUUCCUAUCAAAGUUUCUGCCUGUGAUCACAGUACUAACACUAGGAGUUUCUAAGUUCUUAAGGAUUUGUAAGGGGCCGAUUACAUGGAGCAUUUUCAACCCCGGGGUUGAACUCAGCCCUGUUUACCGGGUUGAAAUUUCAGCCCUGUCUGUAUACAAAACUCUAUCAAAAUCAAACGCGCGAUUACAUGACAAAAUUUUCUACCCAGGGCUGAGUUCAACCCUGGGGUUGAAAUUUCAACCCUGCUUCAGCUAGCAGGGUUGAAAUUUCAAUCCCGCGGUUGAACUCAGCCCUGGAUUGAAAAUUUUGUCAUGUAAUCGUUUCAACCCAGGGCUGAAAAUGUAAUGUAUCUUUAUAGCAAAAAACCUCGUCUUGAUCAACUAUUUCAUUACCAAAGUUUCUGCAUAUGUUGUCAUUAGGUGAAUUUUUGGUACAGUGAAAAAAAAAACAAAGGAAAACUAAUUUGCAGAAAUUCACCCAAUGACAUCAUAUCUGGAAACUUUGACAGUGAAAAAGCUCUUCUUCGAAUGACCCAAGUAUCAAACACAGAGUCUCCCUCAAACAAUUCUUCAAAAUCCUUAAAACCGUAGAAUAUACCUAUUCUACAGGGUGUAUAAAAAAAACUGAACAGAUUUGAAAUAGCUCUCAAUUUCGCAAAAUACCUAUUUGUAUCCGUUUUUUUAUAUAUAUAGCUUCUUUGGGUACUUAUAAUGUAGAAUAAUGAAAAAAAUUUCUCAAACUCAAAUUUUGUGAACCAGGGGGGUGUGUCUUUUCCAACAAACUAAAAAUGGCUCGCGCACAAAAUUUAAAAGUUGUAAUCAUAUUUUGAGUUAAUAGGUGGAAACUUUGUCAGGUUUUUAAUUACUGUACAAAAUUUCAGACAAUUUGGUUUAGUUUAAGCCCUUUAACUAUUCAUUUUAUUCUAAAAAAUCAGCCUUUCGCAUGGUUAAUUAAUGCCUCUACCUAAUUUGCAUAUUGCUGACAUAUGCAAAUUAGGCAAAGGCAUUAAUUAAGCAUGCAAAUAGCUGAUUUUUAGGAAAAAUGUAACUUUGCGUGAAUAGUUAAAGGGCUUAAACGAAACUAAAUUAUCUGAAAUUUUGUACAGUAAUUAAAAACCCGACAAAGUUUCCAUCUAUUUACUCAAAAUAUGAUUACAACUUUUAAAUUUUGUGCGCGACCCAUUUUUAGUUUGUUGGAAAAGACACCCCCCCCCUGGUUCACAAAAUUUGAGUUCGAGAAAUUUUUUUCAUUAUUCUACACUAUAAGUACCCAAAGAAGCUAUAUAUAUAAAAGACCGGAUACAAAUAGGUGUUUUUCGAAAUUGAGAGCAAUUUCAAAUCUGUUCAGUUUUUUUUUAUACACCCUGUAUAGAACGCCGUUCUACCCAAUUUCAGAUAAAAUAUGAAACUAAACAAUUCUGUUAAUUUUCUAGCUUACAUUUUUGGUCGGCUGGAAGUCUCAAAACAAAUAUCCUUCGGUGAUUUUGUUCUAUAUGAAUGCGUGUUUCUGCCUCACCUAUCUUGGAUUUCUGGUUCAGUUCUUUGGCGAAUCAAGAACCAGCAUUCUUUGCCGAAAUGACAAUACCAUGCGUCUUGGGGAACCUGUGUAUGUAUCAAACAGCUAUAGCCUCAUAUAAGGGUCCCCAGAGGGAGGGGGGAGGGGGGCAGAACUCCCAAAACGAUUUCAUGCAAACAGUGGGUUUUAAACUCCUAUAGUUAACGGGUGAUAUACCUUCACCAUAUAGCUCCGGUACCCCCUACGUCGCAAUAAGGUAUACUGAAAUUCAGUAAACUUCAUAGCCACAGAUCACCGUGGCUAAAAGUAUAGUGAAAUCUGAUAUACUUUUUAGCCACAGACCGUCGUGGCUAAAAAGUAUACUGAAAUCAGGUAUACUUUUUAGCCACAGACCGUCGUGGCUAAAAAGUAUACUGAAAUCAAGUAUACUUUUUAGCCACAGACCGCCGUAGCGUAGCUAAAAGUAUAGAGAAAUCUGAUAUACUUUUUAGCCACAGACCGUCGUGGCUAAAAAGUAUACUGAAAUCUGAUAUACUUUUUGACUACAGACCGUCGUGGCUAAAAAGUAUAGUGAAAUGUGAUAUAUUUAUUAGCCACCGGCCGCCGUGGCUAAAAAGUAUACUGAAAUCAGGUAUACUUUUUAGCCACAGACCGCCGUGGCUAAAAGUAUAGUGAAAUCUGAUAUACUUUUUAGCCACAGACCGUCGUGGCUAAAAGUAUAAUGAAAUCUGAUAUACUUUUUGGCCACAAACCGUCGUGGCUAAAAAGUAUAGUGUAAUCUGAUAUACUUUUUAGCCACAGACUUCCGUGGCUUAAAAGUAUACUGAAAUCAAGUAUACUUUUUCAGACCGUCGUGGCUAAAAGUAUAAUGAAAUCUGAUAUACUUUUUGGCCACAGACCGUCGUGGCUAAAAAGUAUACUGAAAUCAGGUAUACUUUUUAGCCACAGACCGCCGUGGCUAAAAAGUAUACUGAAAUCAGGUAUACUUUUUAGCCACAGACCGCCGUGGCUAAAAGUAUAGUGAAAUCUGAUAUACUUUUUAGCCACAGACCGUCGUGGCUAAAAGUAUAAUGAAAUCUGAUAUACUUUUUGGCCACAAACCGUCGUGGUUAAAAAGUAUAGUGUAAUCUGAUAUACUUUUUAGCCACAGACUUCCGUGGCUAAAAAGUAUACUGAAAUCUGGUAUACUUUUUAGCCACAGACCGUCGUGGCUAAAAAGUAUACUGAAAUCAAGUAUACUUUUUAGCCACAGACCGCCGUGGCUAAAGGUAUAAUGAAAUCUGAUAUACUUUUUAGCCACAGACCGUCGUGGCUAAAAGUAUAAUGAAAUCUGAUAUACUUUUUAGCCACAGACCGCCGUGGCUAAAAAGUAUACUGAAAUCUGAUAUACUUUUUAGCCACAGACCGCCGUGGCUAAAAGUAUAGUGUAAUCUGAUAUACUUUUUAGCCACAGACCGUCGUGGCUAAAAGUAUAAUGAAAUCUGAUAUACUUUUUGGCCACAGACCGUCGUGGCUAAAAAGUAUAGUGAAAUCUGAUAUAUUUAUUAGCCACAGACCGCCAUGGCUAAAACUAGUAUACUGAAAUCCGGUAUACGUUUUAGACACAGACCACCGUGGCUAAAAGUAUAGUGAAAUCUGAGAUACUUUUUAGCCACAGACCGCCGUGGCCAAAAGUAUAGUGAAAUCUGAUAUACUCUUUACUCACAGACCGUUGUGGCGAAAAAGUAUAGUGAAAUCCGGUAUACUUUUUAGCCACAGACCGCCGUGGCUAAAAGUAUAGUGAAAUCUGAUAUACUUUUUAGCCACAGACCGUCGUGGCUAAAAAGUAUAGUGAAAUCUGAUAUACUUUUUAGCCACAGACCGCCGUGGCUAAAAAUUAUAGUGAAAUGUAUGUAUUUUUGGACCGUUUAUAAUAUUGGUUUACCAAUUUUUCUCUUGUUUUUAGAGGAACGGAUUCUGUGUCGUGCAUAUUCACAUUUUUCCUCGUCUAUUAUUUCUCCACGGCUGGUGUUGUUUGGUUUGUCGUGCUAUCCUACGCCUGGUAUAUCUGUUUCCAAAGUCUUGGUACUACAAGGGAUGAUUUAUCCAGUAAAGCUGUGUAUUUUCAUCUAAUGUCAUGGAUCCCGCCUUUGGUGUUGACUUGUGUUGUCAUAUCACUGGCUCAGGUAAAUUGGCGUGGAAAAACUAAUAUUCUUGGUGAUUCUUGGCUCUUCUUGUGCAGGGCUGUAGCGACCGGGGGGGGGGGGGCUUUGGGGAGGGUGGCUGCACCCCCCAAUAAUUUGCUAGUAAUCAUUCUUUUUUUCAAAAUUAUGGAGACCUUUAUCAUUUAAUCCGUGACAAACUGCAAAGAAUGAAGAUAUUACCAAUACUUUCCUCCAACCUAUUCCAUAUAUAGUUAAUUAAAUACGCCUUCGCCCAUUUAGUACUACUAAAUUGUACAUUUCGGCAUACUAAAACACUGUUUUCUGACUAUCUGAAUUCUGUCAAAUCUUCCCCAAAGUCCAGGAAAUGGCAUGUCAGAGCUUUUUAAUUUAAAACAUUUCCUUCGCUUUCAGCCCCCCUCAAUCGAAAAGAGCUUCCUACGGCCCUGUUUUGGUAUAUUAUUACCUUCAAAACGAGAGAUUGUGGAAACGGAAAAUUUUACCUGUUUCCGCCUGAUAAGGAAAACUCGGUGUUGAACUAACAUUUACUCCAGUUUGGCAUGCUCUUUCCUCUUAAAUGAGAUGUAAAAUUUGCGACUAGAGUUAAGAGUAAUUUUCAUUCCAGUCAGGGUAAAUAUUAUUCUUCUAUUAGUGAGGAAAUGAUUGCUCUGAAGAUAGAUUUAAAUUUUCUGGUAUAAAUGAUCCCAAAACAGGGUCAACUUUUUUUACUCCACCUUGGGAGUAAAAUAAACUUGAAAUUGACAGUGUGUAUUUUUGGACCAGCUUGUGUUUGAGCGCUAACUCUCAUCGGCUUCUCAUAAACUCUCGUUGAUUUUGAACUGGUUCAAAUUUUGAUGAAAGUGGAUGAGAGUUUUCGCUACCGCGCAGUAAUAUCCAGUCAACUCACAUGCAGCUCUCAUGUAACUCUUGUUCUCGUUUGACCGGGGCAAGAAAGUCGAGAAAACUCUGAUGUAAAUUCUCGCUUUCCAACUCUCAUGCAUGGACUCUUGUUCUCGUUUAACCAGGACAUGAGAGUUGAGAAAACUCUCAUGCAAACUGUCGCUUUUCAACUCUCAUCAACUCUCAUGCAACUCUUGUUCUCGUUUAACCAGGACAUGAGAGUUGAGAAAACUCUCAUGCAAACUGUCGCUUUUCAACUCUCAUCAACUCUCAUGCAACUCUUGUUCUCGUUUAACCAGGACAUGAGAGUUUAGAAAACUCUCAUGCAAACUGUCGCUUUUCAACUCUCAUCAACUCUCAUGCAACUCUUGUUCUCGUUUAACCAGGACAUGAGAGUUGAGAAAACUCUCAUGCAAACUGUCGCUUUUCAACUCUCAUCAACUCUCAUGCAACUCUUGUUCUCGUUUAACCAGGACAUGAGAGUUGAGAAAACUCUCAUGCAAACUGUCGCUUUUCAACUCUCAUCAACUCUCAUGCAACUCUUGUUCUCGUUUAACCAGGACAUGAGAGUUAAGAAAACUCUCAUGCAAACUGUCGCUUUUCAACUCUCAUCAACUCUCAUGCAACUCUUGUUCUCGUUUAACCAGGACAUGAGAGUUAAGAAAACUCUCAUGCAAACUGUCGCUUUUCAACUCUCAUCAACUCUCAUGCAACUCUUGUUCUCGUUUAACCAGGACAUGAGAGUUAAGAAAACUCUCAUGCAAACUGUCGCUUUUCAACUCUCAUCAACUCUCAUGCAACUCUUGUCCUCGUUUAACCAGGACAUGAGAGUUAAGAAAAGCUCGACAUGCAAACUGUCGCUUCUCAACUCUCAUCAACUCUCAUGCAACUCGUGUUCUCGUUUGAUCAUGACCGGGGCAUGAAAGUCGAGAAAACUCUGAUGCAAACAAACUCUCGCUUCUCAACUCUCAUCAACUCGAUUUUCGUUUGAUCACGGCUUAAUGUUUGCAUCGUGUUUACUUUUUAGGUCGAUGGAAAUUCUCUCAGUGGAAUUUGUUUUGUUGGUUACCGAAACAUGGAAAUGAGGAUAUACUUUCUUUUAGCACCGCUUGGUAUAAAUCUUGCCAUCAGUGGUACCUUCCUAACCAGAGGUAUGCAUUAUUAUUAUAUUAUACCUAUAUGUAACUAAGUCAAACCGGAAUGAAAAUUGAAAUUGUCAACAUGUUUACAUGAGAUCGGUACAAAGAUCGCAAAAUUUUCAAUUUAUCCCCUUGCCAAGCAACUUUCUUUUUUACAUGACUUUUGUUAGCAUGUGUUGUUCCAAUGUCAAGGUUACAGUCGAGACCGGUCUGAAAUGUACUUGUGUUUACAUUCAUCCCGGUCUGAAUUCAUGCCGGUCUGAAGUCAGUCGGCUCGGUCCAGCAGGCGGAAUUACUUGAAACGGAGUUAUUUUCGUCCCGGUCUCAUGUAAACAUCUAUUAUAAAUAAUACUAUGAUCGAAACGAAAUGGUCCCGGUUUGACUUCGUUCCUGUCUCAUGUAAAUGGGGUCGCAGGAAAUUUUCUUAUAUACAUCGAGCAGGAAAUUUUUGUCAUCUUAUAUAUAUUUUAGGCCUCUUAACUGUAUUACUAAAAAUGUUACGGUAACUGCAAUUACCGUAACUGCAACACUGUAACAAUAUUGCAACACUGAACCACUGUAUCAAUGAAUAUUAUGUACGUAUGGUAACUGCAAUUACCGUAACUGCAACACUGUAACAAUAUUGCAACACUGAACCACUGUAUUAAUGAAUAUUAUGCACUAAGGGGCUGAUUACAUGGAGAGUUUUCAGCCCGGGCUAAAUUUCAACCCAGUUAACCGAGCAGAAAUUCUCAAGCCCGGGCUGAAACGAUCAAGUCUCACAAUGGAGCUACAUUCUGCUUCUUCGAAGAAUUUAAAAUGUUGUUCAUGUCUACCCAGCGGGCAAAAUGACGUUUAUUCAACGUUGAAUCAACGUUGGAAAUGACCUUCCAGACGUUGGAUAGACGUUGAAAAAGGAUUGAUAAUGCAAAUUGGAUCGACGUUACUGUUUCGACGUUGAAACAACGUUGAAAUUAGGUUGCCAAUCUCGUCAACCAUAAUUCAACGUUGAAUCAACGUUGAAACAACGUUGAGAUUACUUCGCAAAUCGACGUCGUACAUUUAACUAUGAAUGAACGUUGAUUCAACGUCUGUUGGCUGCUGUUGAACCAAUGUUUUUAAAACAACGUCAGAGCAAUGUAGAUAUUAGGUUGUCGACGUCGCAACCUUUUUUCUACCAAAUUUCAACGUUGAAACAACGUCGUGUGCCCGGUGGGUAUUAUCUAAAAUUUCCCAUCGAUUACAUGACGAUUUUCAGACCUGUCUAUUGGGAUGAAUUUUUGAGUCCAGGUAGCUUCAAUUGGGCUGAAACUUCAGCCCGGGUUGAAAUUUCUGUCAUGUAAUCACUUGCUGUGUUUUAAUAGGAUUUUAUCCUUGGCCGGGCUGAAAUUUCAGUCCGGGAAACCGGGAUGAAACUCAGCCCGGGCUGCGGGAACUCUCCAUGUGAUCAGCCCCUAAAACUCGAACUGUAUGGCUUAUUUAAAAAUACCCGUCUCAUUCUUCGUACAGGUCUGCUUAUCUUAUGGAAGCUGAGAAAAACCAAUCCACAUUUUCUAAGUCAGAGAUCAGCAAGUAGAAUCAAGGAAACCAUUGUUCGCAUUGGUAAGGUUUGAGCGUUUAAGCUGUUCUCGAGCUGUCGACAAGUUGUGUUCGCACUGCUUGUUCCCAGUUGUUGUAACAAGUUUGAAGCAAGCUGUCAACAACUUGUAACAAGCUUGAUGGCAUUAUCAGACUUGUUGCGAGUUUGUUUUAACAAGUCUGAUACAGUCACGAUGAUAUAACAAGCAUGUUACAAGAUUGACGACACAAGGUUGUAACAAUAUUGUUAUAUCAUGAUUGUAUGGGACUUGUUGGAACAACCUUGCAACAAGUCUGAUAGUAUCAACUUAACAAGGUUGUUACAAGUUGUUGACAGCUUGUUCCAAACUCUUGUUGACAACUAAUUGGAACAAACAGUGCGACCACAACUUGUUGACGGCUUGUUGGCAGACUUAUACUACAUGCAAAAUGUGAGAUUUUUGCGUGUGUCCUGACAAAACUCACCUUCGAUUUUUCAACCGCUGUAAAAUUGUUUGAAUCUAUGGAUAGCCUGCACUCAAGACAGCAAUGAAAUAGCUCAGAGACACGAAACACGGUAGCUACGAUUAAUAAAAUAUUUCAUCUAUUUCCAGGUAUAUUUGCGUUCCUCGCCUUCAUCUUUGUUGGUACGACGUUCGCAUGUCAUCUCUAUGAUUAUCACAAUCAAAAGAUUUGGGAACGAGGCUAUAGACAAUAUAUGAAGUAAGAACCUCGUGUUUUUUUUUUCUUGAGUAAAUGAAUGUAUAGUCCGGAUCAGACCGAGCAUGCAGAGUAUACACCGGACGCGAUUCGACAACGCGACGCAAUUUUCAAUGACCGAUAACUUUGAUGCUAGUUUAAAUUUUCCAAAUAUUUAGAAGCGCUAUAACGUUUUGAGUUAUUUGGUCUACAUAUCUUUCAAAAUUUGCUCUCAUUGGCUGUUUUAUUAACUUUCGAAAACUAAAAAAUCGCAUCGCGUUGCCGAGUCGCGUCCGGUGUGUCUGGACCUUAACGGAGAAAGAGGGGGGCAUUAGGCAUAUUUGAUGUGUGGGGGGGGGGGCUCUGUUGACUGUUGUUAUAUUGUUUGACCGAGAUAUUGUAUUUAGCUAUAUUGAAUAUUUUUAGAAUGUUCUGGAAAAUUCCGUGUCUAUAAAAAUAAUAAGAAUAACAUUUAUUUUAUUUGAGAUGGAAUAACAAAAUCAGCUACCGUUGUCGAUAGAGGCUUUGUUAUUUAGCAUUAUUAAUUUUGCAUUUUCCAAUUGAUUCUUAACCUGCAUUUUUUACGUUUUCUAAUUUUGUGGGCGAAAGGCCGAGGCUGAAGGGGGGCCCUAACUGUCGGGGGCCCUCAGUUUUUGAACUAUCCCUACCUAAUGAGCAUUACACCACUGCCUUGAUUAGCUUGUUCUUAAUAUUUUCCAAACACUAUCAUAUAUUCUAUUACGAUUUCAAUUACAUUUCAUAGCGCAAGUUUACAUGUGGUUAUCAUGAUCGAAUAUGCUUUUACAUCAAGUAUUACGCUUAGACUUUUUAUCUUUACAACAAUUGUGAUAUCACUUUCUUAUAACUAUGUUUAUCCUAAAGCCCUGGGCAAACUAGGAAACAUUAGUAUUCCAAAGGUCGUAGGUUCGAAUCCCGCCGUGGCCAGGCAUAUUUUUCAAGCCUGCCCGGUGUGGAUAUACACUCAGAGUAACAUCACACAAACAUCUUAUUCACCUGAGUACAUUACACCAACACAGCAGAUUUUAGGAAACAUUGUUGCGCAAACAUUGUUUCCUGCCAAUGUUUCCCCAUGUUUCCAAGAAUGGGCAAACACAAGGAAACAUUAGUGAGAAACAUAGGGAAACAUCAAAUGUUUCUGAAUUCGCUAGGAAACAUUUUUGUGUCUCGGGAAGCAAAUUUUCUUUCCGCAACAAUGUUUCCACGGGUGGGCAAACAGGGAAACAUUUAAGGAAACAUCGAGAAUCACAAAUGUUUCCACAACAAUGUUUCCUAGUUUGCCCAGGGCUUAACCAACCCUGUCAACUUUCCCUGUGCGAGGAAACCGCUCCGCCCGGCGAAAACCCAUGACUUUCGACAGAGCGUUGACCGGCUCUUUUCACAUGAGUCCGUAGCGAGAAUCAAACCCACGUACUCAGAGCUGGUAAGAGGCGCUUACUCUCAGACUGCGCCACCGAAUCUCAUCAAUGGACCAUUUGCAUUAUAGGCUAAAUUUUGAUCUAGACAAAAAUUUCAUCACAGCUUGAAAGAGCAUCACAAAAUUAGUAAUGUUCCAAAGUUUCGUUGCGAAGUGUUGUAAAAUGUGGAUAAUAUAGGCUUGCGAAAUUUGCCGUUUUUCAGUCAUUUUAGAUUACAAACGGGAAAUUGACGCCCAAUCGGGUGUUGGGGCAUCGAUUUCCCGUUUGUAAUCUAAAAUGACUGAAAAUUGCAAACUUCGCAAGGCUAUAUUAUCCGCAUUUUACAACAUUUCGCAACGAAACUUUGGAAUAUUACUGAUUUUGUGAUGCUCUUUCAAGCUGUGAUGAAAUUUUUGUCUAGAUCAAAAUUUAGUCUAUAAUGCAAAUGGUCCAUUCACAAGUCACAAAAAUUGCGACUCGAGUCAGACUUGAGUCAAAGUCGUAUGACUCGAGUCAACAACUUUAUCAUUAAUUUUCUCAUUCGCCGUGUACAUCAAUCAUAAUUUGCGUAAUGUUUUAGAUGUAUUGCCGACGCAACGAUCAAGAAAGGUCCGGACCAAUGCAAGGCUGCGAACAGACCUGAUCUUGGCAUAAUAGAACUUCAUCUCUUCUCGUUGUUUGGUGCUGGGAUUACCAUGAGUGCUUGGACCUGGACGUCGAGCACUCUGUCUAGCUGGAAGACAGCUUGGGAUAGGUAGGGAUUUCUAUGUACAAUGAGCUGCAAUCCUGGACAAAAUCAUGUGGACAAAUACGCUCAUACGCGUUCAAGAUGGAUUUAAUGCUAUAAUUCACGCCCCCCACUCCCCCAAAAUGUAGGCAAAAAAGUAAUUCCCGUAAAGAACUUACUAAAAUUAGUAAAAUUGCAAAAUUUGGCUACGAAAUGUUGUAAAAUACGGGAAAUAUAGCCUUGCGAAAUUUGCAUAUUUUGUAUAUGUUUGUAUUACGUGAGGAAAUUGUUACAACAACUUCCGCGCGUCAUACAAACAUAUGGAAAAUUUGGAAAUUGUCCAAGGUUAUAUUUUUUCCAAGCUUUACAACAUUUCGCAACCAAAUUUUGCAAUUUUACUAACUUCAUUAUGUUCUUUUUAGCUGUGGUAUUUGAUUCCCUUUUCUUUACUUAGAUUAAAAUCUAGUCUAACAUGCAAGUUGUCCAUUGCUACAAUUUUGUACUGUCCACAAAGUUUUUGAAAUUUAUUGCGGGGUGGGGAACGAGGGGGGUUCACCCCCGCUCCCGCGGUCCCUAGCUUAACUGGAAUGCUGCCUCUGAUGGUAAAUGUCAGUGUUCUUACUGUUUGGCUUUCUCUAUCUUUUCUAUUAUAAUAAAACUAUUGAAAGCAAGGUAACUGUUUAUACUGUAUAUUUUAACUGUAUUCUUAGGUUGACGGGCAAAAGGAGAUAUCCAGAAUUAAGUCAUUACAAUUUAAUCCGUAGAAUGAGAGCGAUGAGAAAAAUGCAGUAAGUAAUUUGACUACGAAAAUUGGUAGAGCUGAUGGGCAUUGACCACUACAACACGCAAGUUGUUAGAGAUCUGCAAACAAAUUGUAAUAGGGUUGUUGUCGUGCUCGCACUGCUUGUUCCCAGUUGUUGUGACAAGUCUGGAACAAGUUGUUAUCACCUUGCUACGAGGUUGAAUUGUUGAUGACGGUAACAUGCAGACUUGUUACAAGUUGUUCCAACAAGACUAAUCCAGGCUGUUCCAUAUACAAGUUACCACGAGCUUGUUUUCAUCAACUUGUUAACAACUUUUGCGUGCAGACGAUACCAGACUUGUUGGACAACUUGUUGCGAGUCUGUUGGCCUCGUCAACCUUGGUACAAGAUGAUAACAACUUGUUAAAAGACUUCUCAACCACUGGGAACAAGCAGUGCGAACACAUCUUGUUGACACUAGCUGUGAGGUUUCUUGUAGUUCUAUCAUUUUUUGGUACCCUGCAACAAUUAAAACUAUCGCUCUCGUUUGCGCACCGAUUUUACGGAUUCUUUCCACUUUAUUUCUAGAUCAACAGUUCGCCCUGCAGUCGAACCGAUUCAGGAGAAAAGUACAGAGAAUAAAAUAACGACACCAGCACCGCUGAAUGAAGAAUCGUUACAACUACAGAGUAUAAUUAGCGACAUCAGCGUCAUCUCCGAUCCUAAAUUACUGAUACCAGCAAAAACGAACCUCAAGAGAGUAAGACUUGAAACUGGCGAGCCGAACCACGAGAGUUGAGGAAAUUCUCAUCAAACGAAAACGGGCGUCGCGUGGGAGUUGACAAGCGAGGAUCUGUAUCCUCAACUCUCGUGGCUCAGUCAAACGCCGAAGAACAAGAGUUACACGAAAAUUGGCAGCGAGGUUGAGGACGUUCAAGUUAAUUUAUCAGUGCUUUACACCCUAUCAGGGCCGUACACCAACGCAGGGGGCAGCAGGGACAAUUGCCUAAUUGUAUAACGUUAUUGUAAAUUAUUAAGCCAAAUGGCACUCAUAAUCUUGUGAAUCAGAAUGUACAAUUCUGUAUGGGGCGGUCAUAAGCAUGUAUCUAACUGACAUGAGUUUGAAUGCAUUGACAUUUGUAUACUUAUUUCAGCAUAAUAGGUAUUGCUGCCCCCUGGUGAAAAAUAACCUGCCGUUAUAUGGCCUUGCACCGUAUCCUAGAUGGUAUAUAUUAUGAUGAUAUAAUUUAUAACAUAAUGUACAAAAACAACUGUAAAUUAGUUUGAAAAAACAAUUCUAAAACUGCCAGUACUUUUCGAAUUUUUUAAUCGAAUCGUGGACUUGUUUCAGAAGAUUUAAAAACAUUUCGGU